Messenger RNA from Porites evermanni, 8882 nucleotides. The record is from the annotation of a GenBank genome assembly. NCBI's taxonomy places the organism in Eukaryota, Metazoa, Cnidaria, Anthozoa, Scleractinia, Poritidae.
AUGGAAGAAAAUAUGAAUGAAGAGGACAUAUGGGACGAAAAGUCUUUGAAACAGCUUAAACGAAAGUUAAAAACUUCGUCUCAAGAACGCGGGAAAUUGUCAUCUACGGGAUCCAAGAAUGCCAGGAUGAUAAGCUCUAAACGUUCAGAAAAGAAUGUAAAAGAAGGUCAGUCUAAUCAAUCGCAAACAGACAAGAGGAAAUAUAGCGCAAGUUUGAAGAAAGAAAAAAAGAGGCAUAAGAGAUCAGACACUUCCAGUAAUCCAAAUGAGAAAAGUGUGGUUUCUAAAACCAUAAAUAAUCAAUUAAGCGCAGAUCAACGAGGCUCAGCUGUCUCGAGUCCUAGCGAUAAAAUAACGCCUGAGAAAGAGGUCAUGGAUGGAUUUUGCCCCAAAUGUCAGAUGCCUUUCUGUGCCUUAAUUGGGCAGUCUCCUGGAUGGCAUGUCAGGGAAUGUUUGGACACUAAAUAUUCAUAUGUAGGUAUGGUAUCUUUUUUUGUGGUUGUUGAAGGUACAGUAUACACAGUAAGUAUGUGUUCAGUUCGAAAUAGGCAUCGUGGUCCUUUGACAGGCUACCUCUACCAAUGUCCAUGUAAAGGCAAAGACAAACAUGAUAUCAACCUUUAUCUAACACACCCCACCCCCCCCCCCCUUCCUGGGCUGUCAUUAACAGCCAGGAGCAAGGGAUUUCCAUAAUAGUUUUACAAAAUAUUUAAUACUCAGUCAUCCAAGUGUUGUAUUAGCCCAGACAGGUGAGCUCAUAACUUAUAUUUUGUUUCAGGUGACUGUGCUGAAGGGAUUCAUUGUAACUCAGUGUUCUCUCCUCAUUAUAAGAGAUAUUCUCACCAGCUUUUAGCUGCUUCUAGAAGUUGUGCCAUCUUUGAGAAGAAAGUUGAAGAAAUAAGCAAUGAAAAAGAUGUUUUAGUAAGGAAUUAUUUUAUUCUCUUUAAUAAUUAUUGUUAUCCCUUUUGCUUUUUUCUUUUUGUUGCUAUCCCACCUCUUCAUCCUUUUCAUAUUAAGGCUGACCAUGAUCUGAUUUUAAAUUUCACAAAAUUGAUCUUUCUUUUAAUUUCAAAUGUCUUCUACAAAGCAACAUUCUUUUGUUUUUGAUUUAAGAUUUAAUUGACAGUUUUUUUUAAAAUCUUACUGUUCUUGCAUCAAAAGAUGAUGAGGAUUGUCAAACCAGGCAAAAGAUAUUUGGUUAAACCUUACAAACAAACUUUAUCAAAACUUCAAAAAAAAUCUGGAACAAGCAAAAACACACAUUUAAAAGUUAACUUUUAAGUUGAUGUCAUUUCACAUCAUAAGAUACUAAAAUUAAUUGAACUCACCAGUUAAUAAUCUGUGUAUUUGUUGAUACAUUUCUUGUAUUUGAAUUUUCUGUAUUAUGGGUAUUAAACAUUACGAAGGUUUUUUUUAAUCACAGGUCUUUAAUUUCACGAUUUUUUUACAGUUACGAAAAAUGUGAAAUGAAAGACCUGUGAAAAUAAGUACCAAUAAGUAACUUUUUAACACUUUUUAGCUGGUAAGGAAGCUCUGUCUAUAGUGAUAUCCAAUAUGUGUUCUUGCACUUGUUUUUAAAAGGUGGAAACAAAGACCCAUCCAUCUAGACAGCUAGACUUUUCAGGCCAAGAGUUUUCAGAACAAGGGACUAGAAUUAAAGAUGAAGAUUCUGCAGAAUUUACAACAAUAAGGGCUGUGGAUGAAGACAAUGAAGAAAGUACACCAUUACAAACGUAUAGUAGUAAUAAUGAAUUGAAUCUCUCUAGUUCUUCCACCGAGAAAAAAGCUCAUCAUCAAAAAACCAACAAUACUUUGCAAGGUGACAAUGUCCAGGGGAGUCUUAAUAGUGCGAAAAAGAAGCAGUUUGAUGUCAAGAAACCACUGAUUACUUCUGAAAGUGUGGAGACUGUAAAUGUUAAGAAUUGUUUGGAGAAUAUAGUAAGAGACACUGGUAUGACAGUGUCAUCCUUUAUCUCAACAGAAGAUUUUGACAUGUCAUCAGAUGAUGAUCUGUUUGGAGAUCCAGAGCUCCUUGAAAGUUUGUGUUCACAUACAGAGGAAAUGCAGCAUUCAACAAAAAAUCAAGCUGAUGGCAAUGAUUCAGGUGAAACACAGUGUGUAAAUUCAACACAAAUUAGUGAAAAGAAGGAGAUUCUUCCUGUAAAAUCAAGUACCACUCAGAGACAGCAGUCACUGUCAUCUUUUGUUAAAAAGUCAAACAAGAAAUCAGCAUCUUCACUUAAACAAACAGACAUUGGAGUGUUCUUUGGCUUGAAACCUGUAUCAAAACCUUUUGAGAAUAAAAUGACAGGUGCUAAGAAUGUCAUGGAUGCUUCAACUUCUUCAGUAACUCACAAACAUGGAAGAUGGAGAGGAAGAAAACAGAAUAAUUCAAACGAUCCUAAAAAUACUGGCUAUUCUUCUGAAGGUCAAAGUUCAGGUGCAGGUGAAGAUGUUCCUGCUGUAACAGCUAACUCUCAAUCACGUCGGAGUUGUCCAUUUUACAAGAGGAUUCCAGGUAGUGCCAUUACCGUAGAUGCAUUUCGCUAUGGUGACAUUCCUGGUUGUCGUGCUUAUUUCUUGAGCCAUUUCCAUUAUGAUCAUUAUGCUGGUCUAAAUGGCAAGUUUACAAACGCUGUUUACUGCAGUAAGGUAAGUGAAUCUACUUGUAAAUUACUAAAAUGGUCACAACUAAAAGGACUACAGGACUGGCGACUGAUGAAUUUAAUAUUGAUGAAAUGACUUAUGUUGGAACUUGUAGCUGUGUUGUUAGUUUACUGAUUAUAUCUAGAUUAAUGGGAGUUUCUUGGUGUUACAGAUGGCUGUGAUCACUAUAUGACUGAAUAGAAAGGAUUGAAAAGACACUAAACAAUACCUUAACCACAACACAAUGGUUAACCUACAAUAGGUUAUAGUUUCCACAACACCGCACCAAGAAACACCCAGAUUAACUGUCUCUUUGCUGAACAGGCUGUAUGCUGACCAAUCCCUUACAAGAUUAUAAGAAUCUGUAUCUUUGGGAGUAUCUAUUUUAGUUUUCUAAGUUCUAAGAGCUUAUUAACUGACAAAAUAAUAAUUAUUUUCUCAAAUAGACAUUUCUAUAUUUGAUAUAUUUAUUGAGCUGUUUUUAAGAAAAAAGAAUUAUUGUAAACUGUAAAUUGUGAUCUGCCGGUAGUGAAAGGCUAUGCCUUAUCCCUACAUUAUUGAUCAGCAAGGAAUGUAUCAGCGAUGAUACAGGUCAAUUCACUGCAGCCAUAAGUUAUUCUUUGAAAAGUACAGAACAAUUUAUUUGUUUUAGGUGUGAAUGGGUGAAAUAUCAGCCUGCUACUCUUCUUAUUUUCUAGAUCACAGCAAACCUUGUUAUAAAAAAGUUGUAUGUCAAGAAGCAGUUUGUUUAUCCACUUCCUAUGAAUACUCCAACUGUGAUCCAGAAUGUUGAAGUGACUCUUCUUGAAGCAAACCAGUAGGUUCCAUUCUUAACUGUAUACUUCUCUUCUGUAACUGUUUUUUUUUUUCUGAACCAGUAACUCAUGUUCUUACAACCAGGUGAUUGUGCCAGGCCUAAACUCCUACAUGUGUCAUGUAAAUCAGAUGAAAAAUAAACCAGACACAGCUAGGGUGCUAUAAUGAUUACUGGUAUUCUGGAAUUCCUCUUUUUGAAAGUUUCCUAAAAAAUAUCCUGAGGUGGACUUCAACUACCACAAAUGACCUUAGGCUAAUAAAGGCCUGGGGCAUCUAUUUAAUUUCAGGAGUCCAAGCAGGGGCGUUUAAUACUGAUAGGAGGUGUUAAAAAGCAAGAGGCAUUUAUUCUGAUGACCGUAACAAGCUCAACAAAACUAAUAUGCUUUUGGCAAAAAUAUCAAGAGAGUUUAAAAAUGGUGGAAUAUCCACUCCAAAAAUUGAUAUGUCUAGGCCAUCUAGAAAUCCAUGUGGCUCUUUCAACUCCCAACAACGAUGUCAGAAUCCUUGCACAGGGUUAUUGUGUUGCUAUCAUUAGUCUAUCCUUACUUUGAAAGUGACAUUGAACAAGAUCAGAUGAAAUACACAAACCCUGGUUAAUCAAACAAGAAACUACAUGAAUUGCUCCUUUUUGGUAAUUCCUAGUAUUUUGGAGUAAUUCUCAUAGUGGGUGUCUAUUAUGUACACAGGGGGCUUUUAUUAGAGAGAGGUGUCUAAUACUUAACAGCAUAGAGGGGGCAUUUAUCAGAUAAGAGGCCCUUUUUUGGAAGUGGUGUUUAUUAGGUCAUUUAUGGUAAAUCUAACUUCAGUAAAUAGUAUGAUUUUUAUUCAUAUAAUUGUGGAUGUUUUCUCUGGUGGAACAAUAGAUCAGAGCAUCCUGUUGUUAUGUAUGCAGUACAUGUCUAAUUUGAAACAUUGGAAACAUAGGUUUUUUUGACUCAGUACUGUUAGCUGUCCUUGCUCCAGUUGGCUAUUUCCUAUCCUCAUUAGAGGUUUGAAAAUAUUUUAGGUCCCAUGAAAGAAGUAAUGAGAAAAUACAAUAUGAAUAAAGGCUCUUUCAAUUAACAGCUUGUACUGCACAAUAUCAUGUUAUAGUUUAUAAAAUACUGUUUUUUUUUUCAGUUGUCCAGGAGCUGUUUUGUUUAUGUUCAAAUUUCCAAAUGGACACACAAUUCUACAUACAGGUGAGAUAUUCACUGACAGAGCCUUGUUUUACAACUUAACUCUAUUGCCAUUUCUAAGGUUAUUUAGCCACCGCCAAGAGAUUCAAAUGAAACUCUUAACUGCAAAUUCUUCAUCCUGGCAAAUUCACUUCCACAAGAAUCAUCAGCUUUUUGAUUUUCUAUGUAUUAUUUUAGUGCAGUGUAUGUACAUGUUGAUGAUGAAAAUUACAUGUAAGGUGAACAUGCAUGAUGUGACAUGCUGUGAUGGUAGUCAGGAAUUGAUGUUUAAAAAAAUGCUUAAUGACAGUUUAAUGAUUGCUGGACCUAACGUAAUUUAAAGGUGACUUUAGGGCAUCAACAGAAAUGGAGCACUAUCCUUCUCUGCAGAAGUGUAAAAUUGAUGUUUUGUAUCUGGACACUACGUAAGUUAUUCUAGUAGAAAUACAAUAAUAUGCAGUCACUUAUGUAGACUUUCUACUUUUUAUCGUGACCUUAAGGCUAUCUCUUUAGUUUGGCACAUGACAAUUCUUAAAGGACUAGCAAUUUUAUGUAUUCAAGCUCAAGGAUCUGCCUACAGCCUCAAGGGUAUUGUUAUAGCAAAAGUUAUCUUAUGAUAAAUUAUCCCAACACUUCUCUGUCCCUCCUAAGGCCGCUAUUCUGUACAGUCAUCUUAAAGUUCAUCCAUUGUCAGUAGAUCAAGUGCCCAGUUCCAUUUCAUCGUUGCAUUGUAACUGUCAAAGACUUUCAAUUUAGUACAUUCACAGAUCUUUUUGAAUGGUAAAAAUGGUCAAACAAAUGCCUGGGUAGAAGUUCUGUUGAAGAACUAAUCUGAAAUUCCCAGUUUUGGAAAAAUUCUAGGAGUCACAGGAUUGUAGGUAGACACUUAAAACCUUGAAACCUUUCAUAAAACGGUUACAGAUAUUUUUGGGAACAUUAUAAUCUGUGUUUGCUCAUGUAUAACAUUCUUUAGCAUUUUCUCAUUUACAUGUUACUGUGUUUGUUGAUCCAGAUACUGCAGUCCUCAAUAUUCCUUCCCACCCCAGGAACAAACUGUCAACUUUGCAGUGUCCACAGCUGUUCAAGCGUGUGAACAAAAUGCAAAGACUUUGAUUGUCUGUGGCUCAUACACGAUUGGAAAAGAACGAGUUUUCCUUGGUAAGUCUGUCCUAAAAAGAGUGGCUCACAACUUACAUCAGCCUGUGUUAGUAAGUGUACGACAGUUUUAGAAUUUCAAUUUUGCCAAAGUAAAAGUGCUUGCUCUUCAUUUGUUCAACUAUUUAAACAGCAAAAACUACAGAACUCUCUUGUGGAUAAUAUAAGUUCCCUAGUGUCUCUGAAUGCCUUUAAACUCUAUUUUAUUUAUGGAAUUUUUUUAUUUUCAAGAUUCAAAUAUAAGUAAGGGAUAUUUUAUUUAUGCAUGUCUCCAUGUUUGUUAGUUUUCUAAGUCAUUGUUUGGCAUUUAAAAAUGUUUGUUUUGAAGAUAUUAGCCAUAAGGUUACUCUGUUAAUUUGAGUUAACUUUUUAUGUUUUCUCUUCUUAUAUGCCGUACUGCAGCUUGUUUUCUUUACACUUCAGGAUAAACUCAGUUAUAAAGUACAGUAGAUAGAGGAAAGUAAACAAAAAAGGAUACUAUACUCUGUAGAUAUGAAUGGUUUUAAAAGUAGCUAUUCUCGGCUCAUCUCUGGUGUAAUAUUAUUUAUUACUCACAGCUGACGUAAAACAAAGAAAACAAAACACCCUUAACAAUGAAUCUAACCCUGACAAUAGUCCAUAAAAUGAAUAAGUUACAUCAUACCGGGCGGUGGGGAUGACUCCCAUUCUCUUUCCAGUUUUAGCCAAUGAAUUACCAUUAGAGUCAUAUCGGAUCUGAGUAUUUUAAGCAGUGCUGGUUGCUGGAAUCAUUGCAUGUUUUCGUUUUUAUUUACUAGCCAUUGCAGAGGCACUUGGUUGUAAAAUCAGUGUAGAAAAACAGAAGAAAAAAGUGCUGGAAUGUCUUGAGUCGGAACACAUCAACUCACUGAUCACUACAGAUUGGAGGGAAGGAAGGGUACAUGUACUGCCAAUGGCUAAACUUACAUUGCAGGUAAAAUAAUGUCUUGUGCAUUCAGUAAACCAUAAAUAGACUCUAAAUAUCAUUAUGUCUACAGUCUUCAUGUGUAUUUCACGCUAGCAAGUGUCUAUUGUCACCUUUAGGAAAGAUUAUUCUAAUGACACACACUCUUAAUUUAACUGUGUUUUUGUAUGUAGUACACCUCUAGUUUUGGGCGACAUACCUUCGGGCGAGAUGAUUUUGGGGCGAUUUGACCUUUUACCGCCACAAGGACCAGCCCAGGAGGGUCAACUACGGCGAAUGUGACGAGGAUAACGUAGUCAAGAUGGUUCUCAUUCUUGGUUAUGCGUGUUGGAAAAAUAAUAGUACCUGUCAAACAACAAAAAUAUGAAAUAGUUGCUCUUAAAACACUGCAAAACGCUAUAAGCAGGUUUCUAGCGAUUCCGCGGUAUAAGAUUGGACUAAUACAAGACGAAAUAGUAAAAUAUUAAUCCUCUUGUGUAGAGAGAUUUGGGUUGUUGGUAAUAAAUAAUAAUGGUGACAUGACUUGAACAAUAAUAAAACAGACGAAACAAGUGGGAUAAAUGUGUAAAACAUCUCGUGUUUUAAGCCUUGAUGAAACGAAACAAGCGCUAUAAAUGAGACGCUUUGAUGAGAAGAAACAAGCGCGAUAAAUGAGUACCAGUUCACAUUUUUAAUAUAAGCGUUGAUAAGACGAAACAGGCGCACCUCAAGAGAUAAAUGCGUAAUAGGGAAGCUAAAUGUUGUUGAGCAUAAUAAAAAUUCAGGCUACUUACUAAAAAUUUCGAGCAACAUAACUCUGGUUCUUGUUUCGGGUAAGAUGACUUUCGGACGACUUGAGCGUAAACCCUUGUGGCACUGCAAAGGGUCUUACAUUAUCGCUGCUGUAGUUUGUGUUUGUUCAAUGCUUGUCUCUCUAUAGAAUCUAGCAGCAUAUCUGGAAUCACACAGGACGCAAUUUACAGCUUUGUUAGCAUUUAAACCUACUGGAUGGGAACACAGUGCAAAAACAGACAACUUGUCCAUGAUAAAACCCGCAAAGAGAGGAAAUGUUACAAUUUAUGGUAUGUACUAUGCGUUUUCGUUUUAAAAGAAAACUAAUGACAAAAACGUUUCAACGACUUUAUGUACAUGUAAUUAUUGUCAAAUGUGAAGAAACUUAGCAUCGGUUGUGGAAACAUAUAUAGAGAGAAAGAGAAAAAAAAGUGUGAAAAAGUACAUCUAAAUUGAAACCUUAAUAAAAUUUUGAAGAAAUGCAGGGAAGCUUUAAUUUAUUUUUUUUGAAAUCCUAAUUAUCGGAAUCAAGAGACCGAAACACCCAAGCGGAUUCUUUCCACGCCAAUCGUUUUAUUGAAUUAUUAAUUUCUUUAAUUUUCUGGCGUCAGAAAAUUAAAGAUUAAAGAUUUACAUGUACUUUUCCGCACUUCCUUCUCUGUAUGUAUCCGCGAACAUUGUUAAUUUUCUUCAUUUUUUGACAAUGAUGACAUGAAGUCGUCAAAAUGUCAUGUUACAUUUUUAUCUUUUAUUUUCUUUUAACAUAUCUAUCGAAAUCAUUGCAAGAGAUUUAUAAUUACUGCUACAAGGCACAGACUUUAAGGGAAUACUGUCCCACCUUAGAGUUAGGAUUGUACUUAACCUCUGAAACAGGAACGCUGACUCCCCCAGUUUUUAAUUUUCUGACAUGAGGUGGUCAGAGUUUAGGCCUGGACGCCUCCUCUUACAUCUAAAAUGAUGAUGUAAUGAUUACAAGCAGAAAAGUAAGACAACAAUUUGAAUCUAUUUGGAACCUUGUAGGGGUGAAAAUGAACUUAAACCACGCCCAUAUAACUGGCAUCACGUCACUGGUAGUAUGUUUCUAGAGUGGUUCUUUAGUUCCCAAUAGGUAGACGAACAAAACGUUGACUCUUUUUCUUGUUCUUUUAGGUGUACCUUACAGUGAGCACAGCAGCUUUACAGAGCUUGAAAGAUUUGUCAAGUUUGUUAAACCAAAGAGGAUCAUUCCAACGGUUAAUAUUCAUUCUGCUGAAAGCAGGACACAAAUGCAAACAAUCUUUAAUAAUUGGCUGUCACAUACAGUAAAUUGAUUCAUGUAGCCGACCAUAUAAAAAUUAUGCUAAGGGCUUCCUGAUUUCUUUGCUUAGACCAAUGUAUAUAGAAUGCGGACAGCCUAGAGCUGAUUCCUAACGGAC